This is a messenger RNA of Mya arenaria, 933 nucleotides long. RefSeq lists its product as uncharacterized. Bases 1 to 933 code for a protein of 310 amino acids. The record is from RefSeq and is a predicted model, not a curated record. NCBI's taxonomy places the organism in Eukaryota, Metazoa, Mollusca, Bivalvia, Myida, Myidae. The transcript has a single exon.
AUGUCGUUGUUCUGUGUCCAGACUCAAGACCUAUCGUGGCAGGACCGGACUAUCAAUACAGAACUGAUGAUGGCCCCGGCGCGCUCCCAGCUGCUUUAUAACAAACAUAAGGGUCUCAAAACCAAGUGUGAACAGAGAAGUUACAACCUGGAGCGAGAGAAAGACUCGUUCCUCAAAUCGUACAAAACGGAGCACAGACUUAUGGAGCGGCGGAGGGACAGCUACGUAAAGGUUCGGAAUGAUAUCAUCCUCCGCCGCUCUGCCCGCGGGACCCGUCGCUCGAGCCUUAGCGGUCCAACGGGGCACAUUUCAGCUCCUCCAAGGUUGGAAGCGGAAAUGUAUUCCGCCGGCUCCCGUAGUGACAACGCCUUCAUAACCGAGAUCAGGUUGCAAGGCUCCAAGUCCGCUGAUGCCAGGACUACUUUUCUCAGACGCUCACCGGAACAAAUGGCUAAACUUGCUCCAUUAGAUACCCCGGAAAUGACCUCACGACAAGUGUCUGCGUGUACACGCUCACCAACGCCAGGGAAACCGUACCUUCUCCGGAACAAAUCUGUGCGAUUUCUACCUGGUGGUUCGCCAUGCCCACAUGCAAAUAAAGAUGUUGACGACGAAGAAGAUUAUAAGCAACUUCCGGUUGAGGAACGAAUAAAACGCUUCCUUAAUGCACAAUCAGAGUUUAACAUUGAAUCUGCUCAACCGACAAGACACAGAAGGAAGUCCCUUGAUCCAAACAUGCUGCGCCAUCAGUUUGGAGGACUGCAGGUUAAUAGUAACAAACUUGAAUCUGCCUUUGAGGAAUUUGUUGGGGAUGGGACAAUGGACGGGUUUCAGAAAAUGAAGAAAUAUGCCACAAAACUCAAGGCAACAGUGAGAAAUGCCCAGAACUCACAAAUUAUGCCGCGUAGGAAAAGUGUGUUUGCUUUGACAUAA